AUGAGUCUGUCUGAGGCGAAGGAUGAAUCAUAUACUCGUCUUUUUCAACUCGAGGUAGCUCGUGCUUUGGCGGCACAAUUGGCGACCGCAGUCAAAUACGUGCAUUCCCAAGGAUUUGCUCGUGGAGAUCUUCACUAUGGAAACGUCCUCCUCCAGCUGCUAUUCGACUUAAAUUCAAUCUCUGUCGAGAAGUUGUAUAAGGAGUACGGAGAGCCGGAGCUCAAAGCAAUAAGGCGUUUUGACGGUAAACCUCUACCACCGGGUGUCCCGUCGCAUGCUGUUAUAUCAAUAUGGUUUGGAGAAGCAAGUGAUGACCUCGCACUUCCAGAAGCAAAGAUAUUGUUAGCUGAUUUUGGCGAGGCUUUCUCUCCUACCCAGCAUCAAAAAUACCUAUCCCACACUCCACUUAUAAACCGCCCCCCGGAGGUUCGAUUCGAACCACAUAAGCCUCUUUCCUUCCCAUCUGACAUCUGGUCACUCGGAUGCUCCAUAUGGAAUAUUAUUGCCCAAAGCCCAAUUUUCGAGGGCUUCCUAGCAACCGAGGAUGCCGUGACUUGCGAGCAAGUCGAUGCACUUGGCAUAUUGCCACGAGAAUGGUGGUAUCAAUGGAAGGAACGGCAUAAUCGGUUCACCGAAGACGGGAAACCGAUAAAUCGAAAGCCUUACCGGUCGUGGGAAGACCGAUUCGAGGACAGCGUACAGCAGCCUCAGCAAGCAGAAGGGAUGCCGCCGAUUGAAUCGGCGGAGCGCGAUGCCAUUCUCUCGAUGCUGCGAUCGAUGCUUUCAUACAGGCCUGAGACUCGUCCUACUGCCAAGCAGGUUCUUGAAUUCGAAUGGAUGGUGAAAUGGGCUCUGCCUGAGUACGAUAAGAUUCGAAAGACCUGA
This is a messenger RNA of Penicillium samsonianum, 885 nucleotides long. RefSeq lists its product as uncharacterized. The record is from RefSeq and is a predicted model, not a curated record. Gene Ontology annotation, biological process: intracellular signal transduction; protein phosphorylation. Gene Ontology annotation, molecular function: ATP binding; protein serine/threonine kinase activity. Bases 1 to 885 code for a protein of 294 amino acids. The transcript has a single exon. NCBI's taxonomy places the organism in Eukaryota, Fungi, Ascomycota, Eurotiomycetes, Eurotiales, Aspergillaceae. Gene Ontology annotation, cellular component: cytoplasm; nucleus.